Cuscuta campestris is the source of this 1875-nucleotide messenger RNA. Lineage: Eukaryota; Viridiplantae; Streptophyta; Magnoliopsida; Solanales; Convolvulaceae. The record is from the annotation of a GenBank genome assembly.
GUCUGUGUUCUGUUUUUAUAAUUAUUUGUGUGUUGUGUGUUUAAUUCCUCAACCCAAUCAAAUCAAAGUCAAAACCGAGUCAAAACCUGGGGUACAAGUAAAAGUCCACAAGAAAAAGGAAAUGAAAGCGGAACGAUUCGUGCCCCCCUAAUUGCUACGGAGUAAAUCACUGACGAGUCAUAAUUGGGCAACUCUCUCUGACCUUCGAAGACUUGCAAGCGUGCAGAGUAUGGUUGCAUGUAUUUCCUCCAUAUUCUUCUUCUUCUUCCUCCUGCACUUGUUCCUUCUUCCCUUUUACCAGAUCUCGUGCGCAAAGACUGACACAAUAACCGCAACUCUGUCCCUGAGAGAUGGAGAUGGAGAGACCGCCAUUGUUUCCUCCAAUGGAACCUUCGAGCUCGGAUUCUUCAGUCCAGGCCAGUCCCGGAACCGAUACGUCGGGGUAUGGUACAAUAACGUGUCUCCUAGAACAGUUGUGUGGGUUGCCAAUCGCCAGAUCCCUCUCAACGCAACGUUUGGAGUCCUCAGAAUCGUCAAACCCGGAUCCCUAGUUCUUCUGGAUGGAGCAUCAAAUCGCACCGUUUGGUCGAUUAAUUCCUCCAGAUCUGCCCGAAAUCCCGUCGCGCAGCUUCUGGACUCCGGGAAUUUGGUGUUCAGGGAUGGCUAUGGAGAGACGGAUUUUCUAUGGCAGAGCUUUGAUUACCCGACGGAUACGUACUUGCCUGGGAUGAAUAUAGGGCGGAACUUGUUAACUGGGCACGACAUAUAUCUCACAUCUUGGAAGAGCAGCGAGGAUCCAGGGACAGGGGAUUAUACAUAUUCCAUGAGUUUGGAUGGGUAUCCACAGAAUUUCAUUAAGAAGGGUUCAGUUGUGGUGUAUAGAUCUGGCCCGUGGACUGGAUUACAGUUUAGCGGCUCACCCAACUCAAGAAAGAGUCCUUUCUAUGAAAUCGGGUUUGUUUUUAACCAGACAGAAGCGUACUUCACUAACCAGCUUCUGGAUUCGGUUCUAACACGGGCUACAUUGAACCGAAACGGAGUGCUGGAGCGCACGAUAUGGGUUCCUCGGACUCAGAGUUGGACUAUUUACCUCUCUGUACCCACAGACACAUGUGAUACAUAUAAGCUUUGUGGCGCGAACGGGCAAUGCAGCAUUCAGAGCUCUCCUUUGUGUGGAUGUCUUGACAGGUUUGUGCCAAAGAAGCCAAGUGAUUGGGUCAAGGGAGAUUGGUCCGGCGGUUGUGUAAGGAGGAUGCGUCUGAGUUGCAAUGGAGAUGGGUUUCUGAAGUACUCUGGCAUCAAAUUGCCAGACACGAAGAAUGUUUGGUUCAAUCAGACGAUGACACUCCAAGAGUGCAAUGCACGCUGCUUAAAGAAUUGCACUUGUAUGGCUUACUCAAACUUAGAGGUACGAAAUGGGUGCUUCAUGUGGUUUGGUGAUCUGCUAGACAUUAGAUUAGCUGCAAAAGAAGGGCAAGACAUAUAUAUCAGGCUUGCAGCUCCGGAGUUAGGUAAUAUAUUAUUUGCUUUAUCAACAGUCCAUGCUUCAAAACAUAAGCACAUAUGAUAAUUGUUGUCCAAAUUGAGACGAAGCUUGAUUCUUUCAUAUAACUUAACUGCCAAAGAUUAUGGAUGCUAAAAUCUUAAACAUCAGUUUCAAGAAUUUAGCUUUGAUCUGUGAUGGGUCAUGGGUAUAUCGAGGUAGCCACAGAGAUCUGUUCUUCCAAAUCCCAUCAUCAGCUCUCGUGUGAUGCCGUGAUCGCAUUCCACGUGCAGCACUGGUUGUAAGGACACUGGCAAGGCUAAUUCCAAGUGACCAGGCUAUUUAAUCUUGAUCUCUGUAAUUCCAUUGUUACCGGUAUAUUUCAAUGAAUC